Girardinichthys multiradiatus is the source of this 3831-nucleotide messenger RNA. Its product is annotated as cardiomyopathy-associated protein 5. The transcript is spliced from 2 exons. Bases 897 to 3290 code for a protein of 797 amino acids. The record is from RefSeq and is a predicted model, not a curated record. NCBI's taxonomy places the organism in Eukaryota, Metazoa, Chordata, Actinopteri, Cyprinodontiformes, Goodeidae.
UCAUGACAGUUAAUGUCCCAGACAGUGGGUCAAAUAGGUAUUAGGUUCUUUUUUUUUUUUUACAUAGGGUCAGGAUAAUUUGGAUUCCUUUUUUCCCUUAAAGUAAUUAAAUCAUCCCUUAAUUACUGCAUCUUGUAUUUAUGCUGGCUGUCUUGGUCUGAUAUUAAAUGGUAAAUGGAGUGAAUUUAAACAGAGCUUUUCCAGUUGCACCGACUAAUCAUAGCAGUGUAUGCAAGAGCCACAUUUACCAAUUGCACACACCAAUACACAGAUUGGUAGGCAACUGGAGGCUAAAUGUCUUGCCAGGGGCAUAUUGACAUGUGGCAGGAGGAAGCUGGAAUCAAAUCCACAACUUUCAGAAUGCAAGACCACUACUUUUCCCAUUGAGCCAUGGUCAUCAAAUUUGUUUGAUGAUCUUUUACAUGUAUGUAUUACAAACAUGGAUAAACUGAAUAAAUUUGUAAAGAUUAAAAGCUUAAAAGCAAAAUUAAUACAUUCAACACUCUUGUCUCUGUCAGACCUGUAGACCAAGUCAUGACAUUGGAAACAGGCCACCAGCACUGAAGUAUAUAUAUAGACCUGUCAGGAGUAAUAAGGACCAAAAAUCUUCUUUGAAAUGCUCAAUCAUUUGUGUUCAGGUUGUUAAACUACUAGACUAUCCCCUAUUAGAAUGCUAAGAUAUAAUGUACUGAAUCAUACAGAUUGAACAGAUGGCAAGUGAACUCCCCUACAUGCUGCAAAUACUUAAGAUGAAACACAGGAAGGCCGGUUUUCUAUUUCAAGAUUACGCUGAGCAUGAAAACUCAACUUGAGCAUGCUUGCUCAGAAAGUAAUCAACAGGGCAGCGCUAAAGUCUGCUGAGAAACUCAAGCAAAUCCAUCAAGACAGUCCUAACAAUGGAUACAUGGACAGAGGAUUUGUCACGGUCUGACGUUGAAGCUGAGAUGACAAUGUUGAGCGCAAAUGACGUUGCAGAACAAAAUGCUGAAGCAAGUGACGAAGUGGAGAUCCUUCGAAACAGUUUACGUGAGGCCGUCCAUGAUGACAGCGUCCGACCUAAAAUGCAGUGCCUGAUGAUGGAUACCUCUUUCUCAAUGGUGACUAUGCAAGGCGAGGACAGCGGAAUUGCAUGGGAAACAACAGCAAGUCGCUGUGCCACACCGUGGACACCUGAAGCUGGAACAGUGGAUGUUAGCUCACCAGCUCCAGUUCGACCUGGACUAUCAGGGUCUCAGCCUGCAGGAAAGAUCAUAUUUGUCAUGGAUGAACAGAUGAUUGCAAAACAGAGAAAAACUAAAGAAAAGGCAAACAAUCAGAAGAGCAAAGCGGAAAGACAACAAGAAGUGUGGGAUGAAACCUUUGACAGUGUCUCAGGACGACCAGAGUUGGUGGAGGUAUCUCAACCAAAUGUAAAAACUGAAGGAGAAAGAGAACAAGAGGAAGCGUCAGAUCUUCUGGAAAACAAAGAGCAGUGUUUGUUCAGCAUAGUGUCCGAAGGUUCAGAAAUCCUCAACAUUGUUGUCCCUCCUAAAUUUGCCACAGUGGAUGAAGAAGAGAGCAGAGAAAUGGUGGACAACCUGUCAUAUCUGGAGGAGAGCCCUGUUCCUAAAGCCAACGAGGAAACUCAAGACAGCGACAUGACAUUCUCGACAGAAUCAGGUGAUCAGUUUGAGCUUUUACCUCCAACUGGUUCUGGUGUAAUGGACCCACCAGGUGCUCCAGUGACCAGACCUCUGGUGAGAGGAGCAACUAGGAAUGUAGACUACUUUGAGGCGUUCUCUCUCGUUGAUGCCGAAGCUCCAGGGAGUCCUGCCGUUAUCCCACAUGGGCAGGAGGGGUAUGAAGCAAAAAGAGCCACUGACAGCCUGGAUACUGAGAAACCAGUGCCUGCUGAAAACCAAACAAUGACCAAAAGUUUGGACUUUGAUAAAUCAGACACAGUCAGUUUAGAAGACAUCACCAGUGACCUUCUAGAUGAUGUUUUCUAUGGCGGUACAGAAAGCUACGCUUUAAAAAGUCUGGACAGUACAGGUGAAGUUGGAGGAGCAGAAGGUCCAACAUCCAGGAUUAGUUCCAAAACAUGUGGAACAUCUUUGUUCGGUAGCCAAGAGGACAUCCUGACACCAAUCUUCCUACCUGAAGGACCAGCAAAAAUUAUUGACCAAAUAUUGCUGGAAGAGCCGAAAGCCAUGGCCUUCCUUUACACAGACCUGUACGAGGAAGCUGUGGGCAGCAGGAAGAAGGACGAGGAUGCAGAAAGUAUGACGUCUGAGAAAUCCUUCCAUAGCAGGCAUUCGGACCGAGAAGCUAGAGGAUAUUUGGAGAAAUAUGUCCUCAUUGAUGAGACUCCUACGGUGGAGACGGAACAGCAAGAAAAAGAAAAUUUCACAGCAGAAGAACUUCGGACUCUGCCUCAAGAUAUGUAUGACUUUGAAGAUAUUCUUGCUAAGUCUGAAAAAGAAGAGAAGCAAUGCUCAGACGAAGUCACAGACUUCUUCAGGUCCAGUGCCAAUUCUUCUCCCUGUGAUAUAGAACCUUUCCCUCGAUCACUAGAAGAUGACGACAUACAGAAAACAGCAAAAAGUAAUACCAAGACUCAAAAAAGUCUCUCCAUGGCUGUAGAAAAAGUCUCAAAAACCCCAGUAGAUCCACUUAGCUUCUCAAGCCUGGAGUUCCUGUCAGAGGAAUCAGACUGGGAGGGCAUAGACGAUGGUUUUACUGCUCUGGAUGUGAAAUAUGUUGGAGUCCAAAAAGAAGAAAAAAUGGGGAAGCAAGAAUCACAGCUUGAUAAGGAAGACAUCCCUCCCAGGAAGAAGGCACCGUCCUCUCCUAAAACAUGCUUGGAUCUAACACCUCUGAUUCCCAUUGAUAUGACUACUAAGGAAAAAGAGGAGGCUGGAGGAAAGGAGCACAGGGUGGAGGAGAAAGAGACAGCAUCGCCUGUAGAGACUGCUGACGAAGGCGAUGGGAACGGGGAGGACACUGUGCCUGCUAGCUCUGAAGUCGCACCACUUGAGAGUGCUCCAGCUGAGCAGAAGGCCUGGUCCUUGGAGAAGGAAAGUGCAAAGGAGUCUGAUAAGAUCACUGUCUUAGACGCAAAACCAGAUAAAGAGAAAGAAACAAAUACUGAUGAAGAAGAGGGAAGAAGUGAGACCCAAACAAUGACAACCCCAACAGGACUUAAAGAGACAGAUGUUGAGACAGAGGUUAAUGCAGAGAAACAAGAAGAUAGUUCAACCCCUUCAUCAGUUGAUUCUGCUAAAAACAAAAGUCAGUGUGUAAUUCUUUAGUUUUGUUUUUUUUUUCAAAAAUAUAUGCUUUUCAAAAUUAGUUUUUAAAACUUUUUGUGCAAAAAAACUAGGCAUGGGCAGAUGUCCAGGAUCAAGAUACACAAAGGUUUUCUAAAGAUAACAUUUAAAACCCACUAAAAUGUUCUUUCAUACAGUUCGUACUGGUUAAAGUCCUUUUAUGAAAUACGAAACAGUGCCAGACUGAGCAUGUGGGACUGUAUGAUGCAUAGAUGAAGGGUGAAAGUUUCUGGCCCUCUACCACUUAGUGCUUUAGAGGUUUUGAUCAUUUGGUAUCCGACUUUUUCAGGUACGAAAUGGUAUCGUCUGCUGUUUCAUAUCGACUGUGUGUCAGCUCAUACCUGCCAGGGAGAUGUUUUCCAGUCAAUAAUAUCAACCAGUAAUUCUUUUGGUUGAUCAAUGGUUAUAAUCAGUCAUAUUUUAUAAAUCAAUAGGCAAAACAGGGAUUGCAACCAAAAUAAAUGGGAAUACUAUUCCAACAUUAUGUAAAAAAUACUUAUCUAAAAAAUAAACACAUAUUUUG